AUGGCUCAUCUCGAACGGCUACCAGAAGUUUUCAAAGCGAUCGAUGAGCAACAAGAAGAAUUCAUCGAGUUGCUCCGCGAAGCUGUCGAAAUCAAAUCGGUAUCUGGAGAUCCAUCGAGACGCGGAGACUGCAUUCGCAUGUCUGAAUGGACCCGCGAUCAACUCAAAGCUCUUGGCAUCGAUGCUUCGUUGUGGGACCUUGGAACCGAAAAGACCCCCUCGGGAGAAACGAUUCCAUUGCCGCCGGCCGUCUUUGGAGUACACGGUCGCGACAAAGCCAAAAAGACAUUGCUCGUGUAUGGCCAUCUAGACGUACAGCCUGCCGAAAAGGAGGACGGAUGGCAUACUGAUCCAUUCAAACUCAUCGAGAAAGACGGAAAAUUGUACGGAAGAGGAUCAACUGAUGAUAAAGGGCCUGUUAUUGCCUGGAUUGCGGUUCUUAAAGUUCUGCAACGAUUAGGAAUUGACCUCCCAAUCAACUUGAAGUUCGUUCUUGAAUGCAUGGAAGAAUCGAACUCGAUUGGACUCGAGGAUGGUCUUAAACGGAAUAUCGACAAAAUUUCGGAUGUUACUUAUUCGUGUAUUUCGGAUAACUAUUGGCUGGGAAAGAAUAAGCCAUGUCUCACUUACGGCCUCCGUGGAAUCUGCUAUUACUUCAUCGAAAUCUCGUGCGCUCGUCAGGAUAUGCAUUCAGGAGUCUGCGGAGGAUCUGUUCCGGAAGCAAUGACUGAUUUGAUUUGGAUUAUGAAUCAGCUUGUCGAUAUCAACGGAAAGAUUCUAAUCCCGGGAAUCGAGGAUCUUGUUGCACCUUUAACUAAAGAGGAAGAUGAAACAUAUGAAAAUAUUGACUUCUGUAUGGAGACGUUCAAGAAUGACAUGGGAGUUCAUGGACUUAUGGCUUCUGAAAUGAAGAAGCUGCUGCAGAAUCGCUGGAGAUUCCCUUCGCUGUCACUGCAUGGAAUUGAAGGGGCAUUCAGUCAGCCAGGAUCGAAAACGGUUAUCCCAGCGAAAGUUACUGGAAAAUUCUCCAUUCGAAUUGUUCCGGAUAUGACUCCGGAGAAGAUUGAUCAACUGGUUUUCGAUUAUUUGAACAAGUUGUGGGCAUCUCGUGGAUCUCCAAAUAAGUUCAAGGUUCAUGGAGGUCAUGGAGGCAAGCCAUGGCUUGCUGACUAUCGCGAUCCAAACUUCUCUGCCGGUUCGCGAGCCAUUGAAAGAGUUUUUGGAAUAGCUCCGGAUUUCACCAGAGAAGGUGGUAGUAUUCCGAUUACCCUCACAAUUCAAGAACUCACUGGGAAAUCGGUGGUCCUUCUCCCAAUCGGAGCCGCCGAUGAUAUGGCUCAUUCGCAAAACGAGAAACUCAACCGCGAGAACUUCGUCAAGGGAAUGAAGGUGCUUGCCGCGUACAUUUUUGAAUUGGCCGCCUAA
Messenger RNA from Caenorhabditis bovis, 1425 nucleotides. NCBI's taxonomy places the organism in Eukaryota, Metazoa, Nematoda, Chromadorea, Rhabditida, Rhabditidae. The record is from the annotation of a GenBank genome assembly.